CCUGCACCACUUCUGUGGCAGAGCCUCGUUUCCGCGGUUGUCGUGGUCGCGCCGAUCGCUCUCAGUCUCUGCCACCAGCUGGGAUCGGGGUCGGCGGGGAUCGGGUCUUUGGCUGCAGCCGUGGCCGGCGCGUCUGGCCAUCUAGAUCCCGGGUCCGCAGUUGGCCUGCUUCAUUUGUCCUCCCACUGUCUGCGUGGCUGAUUCGUGGGCGACGGGACGUUCGCAGGUGUCCGGCUGACCCGCCAGGGACCGGAGUCGACACCCGGGUGCUCCCCCGGAGCCCCAGCCCAGCCUGUCCGUUUCCUACGGUGAGACGGGGCCUCGCCAAACUGCAAGUCUGGCCUUGAACUUGGCGAUCCUCCUGCCUCAGCCUCUGUCGCGGGGAUGACAGACUCAUCUUUCAAGAGGACUUGAGACUAAUUGCAAAUAAUUAAGAAAAGAUGCCUUCUGCAUCCUGUGAUACCCUGCUGGAUGACAUAGAAGACAUUGUGUCCCAGGAAGAUUCAAAGCCACAAGACAGACAUUCUUCAAGAAGGCAGGUUGUUCCGAAAGUGCGAAGGCGCCAUACCCAGAUGUUCUCGGAAGAGAACGGCCCGCCAAGUGACAGCACUAUUCCAGGCAUACAGAAAAUUUGGAUACGAACAUGGGGUUGCUCACAUAAUAAUUCAGAUGGAGAAUAUAUGGCUGGACAGCUAGCUGCUUAUGGCUAUAAAAUUACAGAAAACGCAUCAGAUGCAGAUCUGUGGCUCCUGAACAGUUGCACUGUGAAGAACCCAGCCGAAGACCACUUUAGAAACUCCAUUAAAAAAGCUCAAGAGGAGAACAAGAAAGUCGUGCUUGCCGGGUGUGUGCCCCAGGCGCAGCCUCGCCAGGACUACCUCAAGGGGCUGAGCAUCAUCGGGGUUCAACAGAUAGAUCGCGUGGUGGAAGUUGUGGAGGAAACAAUUAAAGGCCACUCUGUGCGACUUCUGGGCCAGAAGAAGGAUAAUGGAAAGCGGCUGGGGGGAGCUCGGUUGGAUUUGCCCAAGAUCAGGAAGAAUCCACUAAUAGAAAUAAUUUCCAUCAAUACCGGGUGUCUCAAUGCAUGUACCUACUGCAAAACUAAACACGCCAGAGGAAAUUUGGCCAGUUAUCCCAUUGAUGAACUAGUAGAUAGAGCCAAACAGUCUUUUCAAGAGGGUGUCUGUGAGAUCUGGUUGACCAGUGAAGACACGGGGGCCUACGGCAGGGAUAUCGGCACCGACCUCCCCUCGCUCCUGUGGCGCCUGGUUGAAGUCAUUCCCGAGGGAGCGAUGCUGAGGCUCGGCAUGACGAACCCCCCCUAUAUCCUAGAGCAUCUGGAGGAAAUGGCGAAGAUCCUUAACCAUCCCCGAGUCUACUCCUUCCUGCACAUACCCGUCCAGUCCGCCUCCGACAGCGUGCUCAUGGCCAUGAAAAGAGAAUACUGCGUGGCUGACUUCCGAAGAGUCGUGGAUUUCCUGAAGGAGAAAGUUCCUGGAAUAACUAUUGCUACAGAUAUCAUCUGUGGUUUUCCUGGAGAAACAGAUGAGGAUUUUCAAGAAACGGUGAAGCUGGUUGAAGAGUACAAAUUUCCAAGCCUCUUUAUUAACCAGUUUUACCCAAGACCCGGAACUCCUGCUGCAAAACUGGAGCAGGUGCCAGCACAAGUGAAGAAACAGAGGACCAAAGACCUUUCUCGGGUGUUUCACUCCUACAGUCCGUACGAUCACAAGAUUGGUGAACGACAGCAAGUGUUAGUAACAGAAGAAUCUUUUGAUUCCAAGUUCUAUGUUGCACACAAUCGCUUCUAUGAGCAGGUUUUAGUGCCAAAGAACCCUCCAUUCCUGGGGAAGAUGGUUGAAGUGGAUAUUCAUGAGUCAGGAAAGCAUUUUAUGAAAGGACAGCCAGUAUCGGAUGCCAAGGUGUUCACGCCGUCCAUCAGCAAACCGCUAGCAAAAGGAGAGGUCUCGGGCUUAGCACAGGAAUUCAGAAGUCGGCUCGGGGCUGCGAGCUUGAUGCCCCCCACCUCUGCAGCGAGUCCCAGAGGCGCUCUGCAGGGGCUCCAUCAGGACCCGGCGCUGCGGGUGGCCGUGGGCCUGGCGCUGCUGGCUCUGCUUCUGGCGUUUUUUGUCAAGGUCUACACUUAGGACACAGCUAACUGGAGCGUCUGUGAAGAAGAAAUUAAGAUGCUCAGCGGACAGGAGAGCCACCCCGCCGGGUCUCAAGGGCAGCCGGUCGUCCGGGCCGGACUGCCUCCUCUGCAGCCUCUUCCUGACGAGGCUCACCCCAUCUCGCACCGAGUUGGGCCCUUUGGCUGUUUGACCCCAAACCAGAUCACAGCUGGUGUAGCACAUCUUUCAAAUUAAAAAAAAAA
Molecule: messenger RNA, 2374 nt
Organism: Marmota flaviventris (yellow-bellied marmot)
Lineage: Eukaryota; Metazoa; Chordata; Mammalia; Rodentia; Sciuridae
Gene: Cdkal1
Product: CDKAL1 threonylcarbamoyladenosine tRNA methylthiotransferase
Biological process (GO): tRNA methylthiolation
Cellular component (GO): endoplasmic reticulum
Molecular function (GO): tRNA (N(6)-L-threonylcarbamoyladenosine(37)-C(2))-methylthiotransferase activity; 4 iron, 4 sulfur cluster binding
Source: RefSeq, a predicted model, not a curated record